Rotaria sp. Silwood2 is the source of this 1071-nucleotide messenger RNA. Lineage: Eukaryota; Metazoa; Rotifera; Eurotatoria; Philodinida; Philodinidae. The record is from the annotation of a GenBank genome assembly.
AUGAUAUUUCUACUCUUAGUACUGUUCGUGAAUUUAUCUGCGUCAUUAUCUUAUAUUCCACCUAAAAUUACUGUUCAUCGUUUAUCAAUCAAUCCUAUUAUCUCAUUCUGGCACAAUCAAUCUCAAUUUCGAUUCAAUUAUAACAGUGCCUUUAUUUCACUUCCCGAUGACAGUAUUGCUCUUGUUGUUCGUGUACAAGAUUUAUUACCAAAUGCAACGUCAAAUUAUGAUGUUGGUCCAUCAAAAUUAGCUCUUGUACGACAACUUGAUAGCAAACAGAAUAAAUUUGAAUACGUACAUAGUGAACAGAUUAUUAUCGAUUCGGACGAUCGACCUUAUCAAGUAGCUGGUGUCGAAGAUCCUCGAAUUAUUGUUGUCAAUGGUAGUUAUUAUCUAUUCUAUACAGCAGUUUAUUGGACUCCUUCACACGAAUGGAGUGCUCAUGCUGCAUUGGCUACUUGUGCAUCAAAUAAAGAUCCGACAAAAAAGGAAAAUUGGAUUUUACAUCCACCUUUAUUUCCUGAAUUGUCAUGGAGUAAAGCAGCAACAUUACUUGUACAUAAUGUAACACAUCAAUAUCUCUUCUUUAAUGAAUCGAAUAUUGAAUUAGCAUUAGCAACAACAAGCGAUUUACUUCAUUAUACAUAUACGAAUCGCUCAUUUAUUGAAAAACGUGUCGAUUAUUUCGAUAGUGAAUUAGUUGAACCUGGACCUGAACCACGUCGUUUAAGUGAUGGAAAUUAUCUUUUUCUAUACAAUUCAGCAAGACGUCUACCUUUACCAACAAAUCAUUUGAAACCAAAUUGGGAUCGUGAAUAUAAUUUAGGAUGGGUCAUCAUGGAUGGUAAUGAUCCAACAAAAAUUCUUGCUCGAAGUGAUCAACCGAUCCUAACACCUGAACUCGACUGGGAACGAUGUGAUUUGACAUCAAAUAAAUGGGCCGAAAGAGGUCUUACACCGCAAGUUGUUUUUGCUGAAGGUUGGAAACAGACAUCCAUCGAUCAGUUUACAUUGUGGUAUCAAGGAUGUGAUGCAGUUACUGGAGUAGCGCAAGUUACAGUUGAAUUUUGA